This is a messenger RNA of Aspergillus calidoustus, 750 nucleotides long. Lineage: Eukaryota; Fungi; Ascomycota; Eurotiomycetes; Eurotiales; Aspergillaceae. The record is from the annotation of a GenBank genome assembly.
AUGGACGAACACGAGCCUCUGCACGGCUCUUGUAUGUGUGGACGGAAUGAAUAUCUGAUUCGAAUCCCCAACGACGUGACCAAUCACGCUCAAGUCUACUUUGAUACAGAUCGAGAUCACCGACGGUCCUAUGGUGCACCUCUCACCGCAUGGCUAAGAGUCCCGCUUGGCUGGUAUCAGUCGCAUACCCAGUCCUAUUUCCCCGAUGAAACGCAUGGGACCAUACGCCGCAUUUUCUCCCCACAACAUGCACCGCACACGCAGAGAGUCUUUUGCGGAGUCUGUGGCUCGCCGCUCACAUACUGGAGCGAAGAGCCGCGUGACGAGGCAGAAUAUAUGUCCGUGACUAUCGGCAGUCUGUACGGUGACGAUCAGCGAUUGUUGGAAGAUCUAGAUCUUCUUCCGCAGUGGGAAAGUUCUGAAGGCUCCACACCAGAGACUUCAGAUACUAUAACAGCCGCACAAGCUUCGAACUCCAGCAUGUCCGCUCUUUCGAUUCCGUCCGGUAAACCUGGUUCGGAUAUCGCACGGACCUAUCGGCACGGGACUACCGGUGGUAUUCCAUGGUUUGAGGAAAUGAUCGAAGGGAGUGGACUGGGCAGAUUGAUGAAAACAAGAGAUGGCGAAGUCAGUGGUGAUCAGUCGACGACUAUAGAAUGGGAGGUUGGCGAAUGGACAGACACAGGCACCGGAACAAAAGGCUCGUCUGCUCGAGCUGUAGGGAAAAGGAAGCGAGGGGAUCACACCUAG